Molecule: messenger RNA, 747 nt
Organism: Dictyostelium discoideum AX4
Lineage: Eukaryota; Evosea; Eumycetozoa; Dictyosteliales; Dictyosteliaceae
Exons: 5
Coding region: 1-747 (248 amino acids)
Cellular component (GO): membrane
Molecular function (GO): fatty acid elongase activity
Source: RefSeq, a predicted model, not a curated record
AUGAUCGAUAAUUAUUUUAAUUAUUUAUCUCAAAGAUAUGAAUAUUAUUUAUCAAGAAGAGAUGAAAGAGUUUUAAAUUGGCCAUUAUUAAGUAGACCAAAUGAAAUGAUCUAUUUAAUUAUUGGAUAUGUAAUAAUUGUCAAAUUAGGUCAAAAGAUAAUGAAAAAUAAAAAACCAUUUGAAUUGAAAUAUCCAUUAAUUAUUCAUAAUGCAGUUUGCACAUUAUUAAGUUUAUAUAUGACAAUUGAAAUUGCACAUCAAGCAAUUUCAAAUGAUUAUUCCCCAAUAUGUAACCCAGUUGAUUAUACUGAAAAAGGAAUUGGUAUGGCUAAAGUAUUAUGGUUAUUCUAUUUCUCAAAGUUUAUUGAAUUUAUGGAUACAUUUUUUAUGGUUUUAAGAAAAAAAGAUAAUCAAAUCACAUGUGGUGGUGAUAGCUUUUUAUCAGCAAUGGUUAAUUCUAUUAUUCAUACCAUUAUGUACAGUUAUUACACUUUAGCAUUAUUUGGUAUUAAUGUUUGGUGGAAGAAAUAUUUAACUCAAAUUCAAUUAAUCCAAUUUGCUGUAAAUUUAAGUGCAUCAGCAUAUAGUAUCUAUUAUGAUUGUAACUUUAUUAAGUUCAUGCAUUGGUGUAUGAUAGUUUAUAUGUUGGGAUUUUUGGUAUUAUUUGGUGCUUUUUAUAAAAAUAGUUACCCAACUAAUAAUAAAUCCAAUACUCAUAAUAAAUAUAAACCAAAAAAAAUUGAAUAA